Clonostachys byssicola is the source of this 222-nucleotide messenger RNA. The record is from the annotation of a GenBank genome assembly. NCBI's taxonomy places the organism in Eukaryota, Fungi, Ascomycota, Sordariomycetes, Hypocreales, Bionectriaceae.
AUGAUCGGGAACAUGAAGCUGCAAAACACAAAGUUCGACUUCGACUUCGGCAGCGAGGACAAGAUCCUCAAUGCCGUCUGGGUCGGCAUCCUCGGCCUCGAGGUCCUCAUGGUCCUCGGCGUGGCCAUCCAAAGCAUCUGGAAGCGCCUCGCCCACAAACAGCCCAACGGCUACCAAGCCGAAUUAGCAGCACAAUACCACAGAAAGAUGCUGCAAUCAUGA